CGGCUGAUCCAUAGACACGCUCUUGUCUCUGCUCGUGCUCGUGUCCUCAUGAUUUCCACCGGAGCCUUUUAUUUUCUUUCAUUUCUAACCUACACGUCUGCAAGACUGGAUUAUUGAUAGGUUACCUGUAAGACGGUGGUUGUAGGAUGGAACCGGAGCUGGGCACUGACGGCGCCCGCAGGAAGAUGGAGGCGGCGGGCGAGGCGCUGGAGAUCGUGCCGCUGGAGAUGUAUGAUUCAGCCCGGGCUAAAAUAGCGGCAAACCUACGGUGGCUUUUCGCCAAAGCCUUCGAUGUCGAUCACAUCCCAGAGGACCUGCGAGACCCUUUCUACACAGACCAGUACGACCAGGAACACAUCAAGCCCCCCGUGAUCCGGUUGCUGUUGUCCGGUGAGCUGUAUUGUCGUGUGUGCGCCCUCAUUCUUAAAGGAGACCAGGCCGCCUCUCUGCAGUCGCACCAGUCGGUCAUCCAGGCUUUGUCUCGCAAAGGCAUCUAUGUCAUGGAGGGAGAUGACACGCCCGUCACAGACUCUGAUCUGACCUGUCAGCCAAUCAAAAUGAGUUCUCAUAUUCCCAUGAUCGAUGCUUUAAUGAUGGCCUACACCGUGGAGAUGAUCAGCAUCGAGAAGGUUGUGACCUGUGUGAAGCGGUUCUCCACAUUCAGUGCCUCAAAAGAGCUUCCCUUUGACCUUGAAGAUGCUAUGGUGUUCUGGAUCAACAAGGUGAACAUGAAAAUGAGGGAGAUCACAGAGAAGGAACACAAAUCAAAGCAACAUCUUAUCGAGUCUCCCAGUCACCAGAAGUCUCCCUCAAAAUGGUAUUGGAAACUAGUACCUGUUCGGUACAGGCGGGAUCACGGCUCGGGUAGACAACAGCCAUAUUUUCCCCUUUUAGAGGAUCUGAUCAGAGACGUGUGUGAUGGUGCUGCGCUGCUGACCGUGGUUCAUUACUACUGCCCAGACCUGAUGAAGCUUGAUGAUGUCUGCUUAAAAGAGGUGACCUCAAUAGCAGACAGCCUUUAUAAUAUCCAGCUGCUGAAGGAGUUUGCCAACGAGUACCUCAACAAAAGCUUCUAUUUAACAUUGGAGGACAUGUUGUACGCACCUCCAGUGCUCAAGCACAAUGUCAUGGUGUUCAUUGCUGAGCUCUUCUGGUGGUUUGAGAUCGUCAAACCUGAGUUCGUCCAGCCACGUGACUUUCAGGAGUUUAAGGAUGCAAGAGCAAUGGCACAGCCCAAGAGUGCCAGGCCAACUGUUCCCAUCUCCAACGCCACCAAACGCAGCUUCCUUGUGUCUCCCGGUGCAGCUGACCCAACUCUUCCGGUCCUAAACAGCCCGGAAGUUUGUAACAGGUACUUCCUGCAUCCUGAAGAAUCUGAGCCUCUUAAUAAGGGAAGUUCCAGCUUUAGCCCCUCGCAUCCGCUCCUGCCACUGAGGCAAAGACAGAAAAAGACACAGCCGGGGGAAGAGAGCUCAGCCUGUAGAAAUCGCUCCAACUCUUUCACACAGGAAGGUCAUGCCAAAGGAUCUAUGGCUUGGUCAGAUAAAAGACCGAGGCCACUGUCUCAGCUGAAUCGCUAUGUACUCCACACGGACAGUGAUGCUGACCUGGCCUCGGGUGACAGCGUUAGCCUGACUUGCUCUAUCAGUGAGGACAGUCUGGCCUCCACUGUUACACCCAAACACCAGAGCCAUCCGAGUCAAGCUAUCGCUAGGCGGGUCAAUGGUCAUAUUCUUUUGGGCAAUGUUAACAUGGAUGAAGAGGAUGAGCUGGUAACCAUAGCCAGGGCAGAUUCAUCAAAGAAUGACAUCACCCUGACAAACUCUGAGGACCCAGAGCACAAGAGUGCCACUCCUGGUGUUAAAACAGGCACCUGGGCAAAACAGGAGGAGGCAUCGUCAGAUUCCCGAACAGCCAGUUUUUUCCUGGAACCUUUGAUGCCUGCAGUUCUCAGACCAGCCAAAGAGAAGUCUAUGUGCCUCAAUAAAGAGGAAGAAUCAGGAGAGGGGCGGCAGCGAGGCUCUGCACGGAGAGCUGGAGGAGGAGACAGCUUCCAUUCAUCUUCCAGACGGAGACCUCCACAGACACUUAACAGGACAUUUACCCCCAACACCAGUUCAGAGUUUGACACAACUGUCAACCCCAAAUCUAGUGAAUUUGUGCCUAUUGCCUCUGCGCAAGCUUUCAGACCACUGGUAACUAGUAGCGUUGAGCCAUCUGCUGAGCGGUCACCUGGGUUUUACCUUCAUUCAUCUGUGCCUGAGGACCAAAGGCCUAUCCAAGCAUGGGACGUGCACCCAGGAUCUGAUUUAGAGACUGCGGAGACGAUUGAGGAGCAGGAUGCAGAACUCACCAAAGAGCUUCAUCCAGACAAGAAACGGUUAUACGAAGAGGAUGACGAGUCUGCCAAACUGCGUGAGGACAUGAAUGUAAAAGAACAUGAGGACAAGGACAGUGGGAGCAGGUGUUCCAGUCCCGGGCUACAGUCCCAGGUCAGUAGCGUGGCCAGUGGUAGCGUGCGCAUGACCAGUUUUGCUGAACGCAAAAUGCAGAGGUUCGGUAGCAACCAAGACAUCCGCUCCAGUGCGAGCAGCUCACAGCGGACCACGCCAGAUGGCUCCGAGAGUUGUCCACUCCCUCUGACCUCCUGGAGGAUAAAAAGGGACCAGAGCCCUACACCGCAGAACAAAGACAUGCUGGCCUCUGAACUUGUUCAACUUCACAUGCAGCUCGAAGAAAAGCGACGCGCAAUUGAAUCCCAGAAGAAGAAGAUGGAAGUCUUGACGGCAAAAAAAAGGCUCAAGCUUGGGAAGGCAGCUUUCUUGCACAUAGUGAAGAAAGGGAAGAGUGACACUCUCCCUCAGCCUGCAAAGUCGGGGUACUGUGUUAAUGAUGGCGAAAAACUAAACGAAGAAAAAGAGAAGUCAUCAAAAGAUGACUCUUGUGUAGAUGCUUUGAGAGAUGGAGCCAAAGUGGCUGAAGAAGCAGAGAAAGCAUCUCUUGAGUGGGCAGGUGGUGGGACAGUGUCCCCUAGUGCUUUAGACACGGACGAGGAAAUAGAUCUGAACGAGUGCAACAACUCCAUCGAGUUGCUGAAUAUGGCUAUCGGUAACAUUCAGCAACAGAUGAUGCAACUGUCGCUCCAGCAGGAAUUUCUCAUGAAGCAGAACCUCCAGUCUCCAAUGGGUGCUUCUCCACCAGCCAGUAGCGUCCAAAACAACGCAUCUGAAAACAGAGGCCUAGCUUCCAUACAUUUUGUCGAGCCGAGUGGCAGCCCUGCGGCACGAAAACCGCCAAAGCUGAGUUCGGCAAGAUCCCGUUCCAAACCUUCCGAGCUGCUGCUAGUAAAGGAACAGGGCAAAGCGCAGAAGAGCUCCACAUCAACACCUACUGACAACCUCAGGUCUAUUCAAGGGGGCAGGACCCCCACAACCGAGCCUGAGGACUUUAGGGAAAGCUCUGUAAAAUCAGACAUAUCGAACAAAGGCAAUCAGAAAAACACUACAUUCCACCUUAAUGAUGAAGCUAACUUGAGGACGGUAUCAAGGGAACCAAGUUCUGUGGCCCUUGGGGAAUCAAUGACUAGUACCUCAAGAGACCCUGAAGCUACAUUUGAUUAUGGGCCAGAGGGGAACCAUGCCUCCUCAGAGGACAUUUCUAAAGGAAAGGUCAGUCUUAUUGAAGUGGAUUUGUCUGACUUGGCUGCCAAUCCAGACGAGGAAGGUUCAGCCAUAUUGGAUGUCACCAAUGAUGAAGCAGAGGGGGAGAAGAAACCUGGCAUGGGCUUCUUUUUCAAGGACGAGCAGAAGGCAGAGGAUGAACUAGCCAAAAAGCGAGCAGCAUUUCUCCUGAAACAACAGAGGAAGGCAGAAGAGGCUCGACUUCGCAAACAACAUCUAGAGGCUGAAAGUGAGCUUAAACGUGAUGAAGCCAGACGGAAAGCUGAAGAGGACCGAAUGAGAAAAGAGGAGGAGAAAACCAGGAGAGAGUUGAUCAAGCAGGAAUAUCUGAGAAAGAAACAACAAGAGUUGGUCGAGGAGCAAGAGCAGCCCAAACCCAAGCCAAAACCCAAAAAGCAAAGGCCGAAGUCUGUGCUGAAAGAACAGCCAUCGAAUGGCACUCUUCCCAGAUGCACUGUUGCCAUGAAAGUCUGUCCUUCACCCGAUGAAAACCUCAUCAGUGCCCAGUCUGGCUCCAAUCUUUCACUGGCAUCUGUAGCCACCACUGAACCAGACAGCGUCAAUUCAGGAGGGGCGGGAUCUCAACGCGGGGAAUCAGUGGAGUCAUUUCCAGGCCUCAGCCGCAACUCCAGUCGGGCAACAGAGAGAGAUUGGGAUAACGGUUCAACCGCAUCUUCCAUUACAUCAACAUCAAUGGCAGAAUAUACAGGACCGAAGCUUUUCAAGGAGCCAAGUGCAAAAUCCAACAAGCCGAUAAUCCACAACGCCAUCUCUCAUUGCUGCUUAGCAGGGAAAGUGAAUGAGCCACAGAAGAACUCCAUUCUUGAGGAACUGGAGAAGUGCGAUUCCAACCACCUGAUGAUUCUUUUCCGCGACAGCGGCUGCCAGUUCAGAGCCCUUUAUUCUUAUUUCCCCGACACGGAGGAGAUUCAAAAGCUCACCGGGACAGGGCCCAAGAGCAUCACUAAGAAAAUGAUAGACAAACUCUACAAGUACAGCUCGGACCGCAAGCAAUUCACUGUAAUUCCCGCCAAAACUGUAUCUGUCAGCGUGGACGCGUUGACCAUUCAUAACCACCUGUGGCAGGCCAAAAGACCGGCGGCGGCCAAAAAGAGCGUAAAGUGAAGAAACACAGACAGAUGGGUGAUGUCUGGACAAAUGCACUUCAUCUGAAUGUGUUUUGGGUCGAAGUGCUUUAUCCACGUUCUGUGGUGUUUUUACAUGAUUCGUUUUUUGUUACUUGAAGUAUUUAUUGGUUUGACACUGAAUAGCUCAUUUAAACACGGAGCUUCCCCCCCAUGACAAACUGAUUGUUUCCUCCUUUGGUUAUUUUCCUCCUACUGUCUUUUAAAGAUGUAUGUUGCCUUCGACAGAAUUUAGUUUAAUGUUUAAAAGUAAAGACUCGCCUCUCAACCCUCUUUUUAUUUAGUCUCAAAAAUGCUGCUCUCCUCCGUAAUCACCGGGACAAUCCAGAGUAUGCGUACUUUUGGCCUUCGUGCUUUGUGGUACUGUCACUUUAAAAAGCAAAUCGGCUGUAGCCCAGUUUUGGGGAUGGUCCAGGAGAUGCGGAUUCACGUCAGCUGUCUUCUCUUCGAUUCUCCUGACAUCUCCACACUGGACAAGUCUGUACUGUGGUGCACUUAUAAUGUUUUAGUGCUUUAUUUUCAUGCAAUGUAACCAUGUUGAUGUUGGCACUGGAGCUUUCACGCAAAAGAGCAGCAUGCUCUGUUAUGAAGAGUAAACGCUGUACAGGAUUUGAAUGACAGUAUUUAAUAUAUUCAUAAUCGGUUAUCUGCCGUGCUGUCGCUGUCUAAUUAUUUACCACGGUUGAAAACAUUCCUCGGAGAAAAGUGUCAACACUGCCGACGUCUUUAUUCGUAGAUGUUCGAGAACACUCAAGCAAGCCUCAUUUGGUGCCCAGAUCAAUUGAGUUUUGCACGUAUGCACUUUAACGGUUUCGUUCAAUGGGGUCGAAUUUUAAAGGGCUUUACUCUAAAUCAUUUCGCUCUUGAUUUUGACAGAUAAAGGUACUCGCUUGGCAAACACUAGUAAUACAGAGUAGAGUCAACUGACAGACCCUUCGUGGCUCUUAAACUACUGUUUCCAAAUUAUAGAUGUUAGAUUUGUCUACACGUCGCUGCAUUUUUGUUUAAUUUUUAAUCGCAGUUUUGUAUAUUAUGUGUGUUUUUAUAUUACGGUAACUAAAAGAUUGUAAUGAUGUCGGUCACUUUUUCCCUCUUUAUUUUUUUAACUACUUCCCAUUCUUGCUCAUUUUGAUUUCUUUACCAUACCAUUAUUUAUUUUAAAUGACUCUUGAGAAUAAUAAAUAUUUCAAGUAAAUCAA
Paramisgurnus dabryanus is the source of this 6024-nucleotide messenger RNA. It is a transcript of the gene camsap1b, whose product is annotated as calmodulin regulated spectrin-associated protein 1b. Gene Ontology annotation, cellular component: microtubule minus-end. Gene Ontology annotation, biological process: cytoplasmic microtubule organization; negative regulation of microtubule depolymerization; neuron projection development. NCBI's taxonomy places the organism in Eukaryota, Metazoa, Chordata, Actinopteri, Cypriniformes, Cobitidae. The record is from RefSeq and is a predicted model, not a curated record. Gene Ontology annotation, molecular function: microtubule minus-end binding; spectrin binding; calmodulin binding.